Molecule: messenger RNA, 1111 nt
Organism: Cylas formicarius (sweet potato weevil)
Lineage: Eukaryota; Metazoa; Arthropoda; Insecta; Coleoptera; Brentidae
Product: deoxynucleoside kinase-like
Exons: 2
Coding region: 137-925 (262 amino acids)
Cellular component (GO): cytoplasm; mitochondrion
Molecular function (GO): deoxynucleoside kinase activity
Source: RefSeq, a predicted model, not a curated record
CAACGAUUUAACAAAAAUGUCAAAAAAAUUAUUCAGAUUUCGGAAAUGGCCGAAUGAUACUAGUAGUUUUGCCCAAUAUUUUUUAUCAUGCCAAAAUGAAUUAAAAUAUACUACCAAAUCCAGCAUUCCAUGAUCCAUGAAUGUAACCUGCAUCCAUUUGGCGCUUUUUCGUUUUAAAAAAAAAUUAUAUAUUUAUUCGUUAAUGUUUAAUUCGGACACGGAAAGUAUGGAAAAAAUCGUCUCCACAGCGGCGCGUUUAACGCGACCGUUCACUGUCGUCGUAGAGGGAAACAUCGGCAGCGGAAAAACGUCUUUUCUGAACCACUUCAGCAAACACAAGGACGUAAUGGUUCUUACGGAACCAGUCAAUUUGUGGAGGAAUUGUAACGGCCACAACUUAUUGGGUUUAAUGUAUGAAAAUCCUGUCAAAUGGAGUUUUACGUUUCAAUCUUACGUCCAGUUGACGAUGCUUCAGAAUCACCAGAAACGCACGCAUUUGCCGGUGAAACUCAUGGAACGGUCGAUCUUUAGUGCCAGAUAUUGCUUUGUCGAGAAACUUGCGAGGGAUGGAUUACUUCCCAAACCCUCAGCGGCGGUGAUCGACAAAUGGUUCCGUUGGGUUUUACACAACGCCGACGUAGACGUAGAUCUCGUGGUUUAUUUGAGGACCUCACCGGAAACCGCCUAUGAGCGGAUAUUAAAACGCAAUCGAUCAGAAGAAGAAACCAUAAGCUUCGACUAUGUCAAAUCAUUGCACGAAAUCCACGAACAGUGGUUAUACCGGAAAACGUUGUGGGAGUGUCCUGCUCCGACGUUAGUACUCGACGCUGAUCUGGAUAUGUCGGUUAUAAUAUCAGAGUAUGACAAGUGUGAGCCUUUCAUUUUGAACAAGGUUUCAGUUCCCUUAGAGGCUCGGGCCAUGUAAUUAUUGAAUCUUUUCCUCAUUUUAUGUUACCCCAAGGAUACUACUUGAUUUUUGCAUUUACAAAACGGUGUUGUCUUCACUUACUGAGAAAGAAAUGCAUUUAACACCUGUGAUCCGCGGUCAGCUUCGCGUUUUUAUAGUACUGUAAUGAUUUUGUUUUGAGAAAUAAAUUUGUAAUUCGGUUGG